AGUUUAAUUUAGGUUUUGCAAACCUCCAGUCUGAAACAUGAUCCAAUAUACUCAUGUUGAUUUCGAUUUCAAUCAGUACGAUUCGAUUUCACCGAUUCAAGCUAGGUUUUGACACCACUAGUCACACUAAUUGACAUCUUAAAAAGUAUCAUUUCCAUGAGGCGCACAUUUUCAGAACAGGGACUAUUGAGGUUGAUUAGUAAUGGAGAAGGAGGAGCAACUCCAAAGGUGGAAUUGUUGACGGAUGAGGCGGAAGGAUUGAAAUUCCGGCUAACGGACAGCCAGGAUGUGGGAAGAGAUGGAGUGAUAUACUUCACAGAUGCAUCGUACAAGUAUAGUUAUGCAGAUCACUUGUAUGACUUGCUCGAGGGUAGGCCCUACGGUAGGCUGUUGAGCUUCGACCCAUCCACUAAUGAGACCAAAGUGUUGGUACGCGACCUAUACUUCGCCAAUGGGGUUACCCUCUCACCUGACCAGGAAUUCCUCAUCUUCUGUGAAACGAUGUUGCAAAGAUGUAAUAAAUAUCACCUCCAAGGCAAGAAGAAAGGAAUUGUGGAGAAUUUCAUCGACAAUUUGCCCGGUAUGCCAGACAACAUCCGAUACGACGGAGAUGGCCACUAUUGGAUUGCGUUAGCCGCGGGGAAGACGGCCAUCUGGGAAACACUACUGAGAUACCCAAUAGCCAGGAAGGCGGUGUGGAUAUUGGAAAAACUGAAACUCCCAUUACCAGACAUGUUUAGUAAUGCGGGAGUGAUAGCCGUGGAUUUGAAAGGAGAAGCUAUUGCGUACUUUACUGAACCAGGUUUGUUCACCAUCACCGGUGGCCUCCAGAUCCGCAACCAACUCUACAUGGCUUCUCUUGCCAACUCCUACAUCAUCCGUUUCAAUCUCACCUUCCAUCUUUCUUAGAAAUUACAUAUUGAAUAAUCCAGCAACGUCCAGCUUGAGGAUGAAAAAGAAGACGUUUCUUUUAUAUGUGUUUUGUAAUUGUGGAUUUUGUGACUGAUAAGAAUGAAUGAAUUUUCUCUGAGGUGGCAAUGAUAAAAUUUAAUUGUGGAUUUUGUGACUGAUAA
Macadamia integrifolia is the source of this 1073-nucleotide messenger RNA. Its product is annotated as protein STRICTOSIDINE SYNTHASE-LIKE 5-like. The transcript has 4 exons. Gene Ontology annotation, molecular function: strictosidine synthase activity. The record is from RefSeq and is a predicted model, not a curated record. Bases 157 to 909 code for a protein of 250 amino acids. NCBI's taxonomy places the organism in Eukaryota, Viridiplantae, Streptophyta, Magnoliopsida, Proteales, Proteaceae. Gene Ontology annotation, biological process: biosynthetic process.